AACCCUAUGAUUCCAUGUCCCCCCAAUUCCAGGACCCUCCCUGGCCCCAUGACCCCUGACCUUUCAAGUGCUCUCCCUGGACCUUGACCCCUGUGACUAUUCUUCCCAUCAUCCCAUUGACUCUGGCCCUGGCUCCCCUUGGGGGUCUUGUUGGUCUGGGCUUCCCCAGGAAGAUGUGGGGGAGGCUCUGGCCCCUUCUCCUGAGUGUCCUCACAGCAACUGCAGUCCCCGGACCCUCGCCACGAAGACCAUCCAGAGAACUAGAUGCCACCCCACGGAUGACUAUCCCCUAUGAAGAGCUCUCUGGGACCCGGCACUUCAAGGGCCCCGCCCAGAACUACUCAACACUGCUGCUGGAAGAGGCCUCAGCAAGGCUGCUGGUGGGAGCGGGCGCCCUGUUCUCUCUCAAUGCCCACGACAUAGGAGACGGGGCUCACAAAGAGAUCCACUGGGAGGCCUCCCCAGAGAUGCAGAGCAAAUGUCAUCAAAAAGGGAAAAACAAUCAGACCGAGUGCUUCAACCAUGUGCGAUUUCUACAGCGUCUCAAUGCCACCCACCUCUACACGUGUGGGACUCAUGCCUUCCAGCCCCUCUGUGCAGCCAUUGAUGCUGAGGCCUUCACCUUGCCAACCAGCUUCGAGGAGGGGAAGGAGAAGUGUCCUUAUGACCCAGCCCGUGGCUUCACAGGCCUCAUCAUCGAUGGAGGCCUCUACACAGCCACACGGUAUGAAUUCCGGAGCAUUCCUGACAUCCGCCGGAGCCGCCACCCGCACUCCCUGAGGACUGAGGAGGCACCCAUGCACUGGCUCAAUGAUGCUGAGUUUGUGUUCUCCAUCCUGGUGCGGGAGAGCAAGGCCAGUGCGGUGGGUGACGAUGACAAAGUUUACUACUUCUUCACGGAGCGUGCGGCUGAGGAGGGUUCUGGCAGCUUUGCUCAGAGCCGCAACAGCCAUCGUGUGGCCCGUGUGGCCCGUGUGUGCAAAGGAGAUCUGGGAGGGAGGAAGAUCCUACAGAAGAAGUGGACCUCCUUCUUAAAGGCGCGUCUCAUCUGCCACAUUCCACAGUAUGAGACACUACGUGGUGUCUGCAGCCUGGACGCUGACACCUCAGCCCACACACACUUCUAUGCGGCCUUCACGCUGACCACACAGUGGAAGACCCUGGAGGCCUCAGCCAUCUGCCGCUAUGACCUGACGGAGGUGCAAGCUGUCUUUGCAGGCCCCUACAUGGAAUACCAGGAUGGUGUCCGGCGCUGGGGCCGUUAUGAGGGUGGGGUGCCGGAGCCCCGGCCUGGCUCGUGCAUCACAGAUUCAUUGCGCAGCCAAGGCUACAACUCAUCCCAGGACUUGCCAUCGCUGGUCCUGGACUUUGUGAAGUUGCACCCACUGAUGGCUCGGCCCGUGGUGCCCACACGUGGACGGCCCUUGCUGCUCAAGCGCAGCGUGCGUUACACACACCUCACAGGGACACCUGUCACCACGCCUGCUGGACCCACCUAUGACCUGCUCUUUCUGAGCACAGCUGAUGGCUGGAUCCACAAGGCUGUGGUCCUGGGCUCUGGCAUGCACAUUAUCGAAGAGACACAAGUGUUCAAGGAGCCCCAAUCUGUGGAGAAUCUGGUCAUCUCUCCAAUGCAGCAUAGCCUCUAUGUGGGGGCCACUAGUGGAGUCAUCCAACUACCACUGUCCAGCUGUUCCCGCUAUCGCUCCUGCUACGACUGCAUCCUGGCCCGGGACCCUUACUGUGGCUGGGACCCCAGCACUCGUGCCUGCAUGGAGACCAACAUCGUAGUGAACAGGUCUCAGGGUAGCAGGACAGCACUGAUACAGGAUAUAGAGAGAGGAAACCGAGGCUGUGAGGGCAACAGGGACACAGGGCCACCACCACCACCAAUGAAGACACGCACUGUGCUCCGGGGUGACGACGUCCUCCUGCCCUGUGACCAGCCAUCCAACCUGGCCCGGGCCUUGUGGCUGCUCAACGGGAGCCUGGGCCUGAGUGAUGGGCAGGGUGGCUACCGUGUAGGCGUGGAUGGGUUGCUGGUGACAGACACACAGCCUGAGCACAGUGGCAACUAUGAGUGCUACGCUGAGGAGAAUGGCCUCCGCACCCUGCUGACCUCCUACAGCCUCGUGGUACGGCCUGCCACUCCUGCCCCGGCUCCACAAGCCCCUGCCAUGCCUGGGGCACAAUUGGCAUCUGAUGUAAGGCUGCUCUAUGUGCUAGCCAUUGCUGCCCUUGGUGGCCUUUGCCUCAUCCUGGCUUCCUCCCUCCUCUAUGUGGCCUGUCUUCGGGGCGGCAGACGAGGGCACCGACGGAAAUACUCACUGGGCCGGGCUGGCAGGGCAGGGGGCUCUGCUGUGCAGCUGCAGACAGUCUCAGGCCAGUGUCCGGGAGAGGAAGAUGAGGGUGACGAUGGCGAGGGGGCCGGAGGCCUAGAGAGUGGCUGUCUCCAAAUCAUUCCGGGGGAAGGAGCUCCAGCCCCACCUCCACCACCACCACCACCACCACCAGCUGAGCUGACCAAUGGGCUGGUGGCAUUGCCCAGCCGGCUGCGCAGGAUGAAUGGCAACAGCUACAUGCUCCUGAGGCAGAGCAACAAUGGAGUGCCCACAGGGCCCUGCUCCUUCGCUGAGGAGCUCAGCCGCAUUCUGGAGAAGAGGAAGCACACACAGCUCGUAGAGCACCUGGAUGAGAGCUCUGUCUGAGCCCAGCGUCCCAGGACAAAUGCUCUUCCAACCAGCCUGUCUGCCCAGGCUGGGCUGCUGCCUCCCAACACAGCCCUACCUUCACCGCCCCCCACCCCCCAACUCCAGGCCCUUCUAACUUUUGAUGUCCCUAUAGGGCUGGCCAGAGUCAGGCCCAGCCAAAGUCCCCUCAGUCUCCACAGACCCAUCUGUGAGCAGCCCAGGCCAACUGGUUCUCCUCAGAGGUAGGUGCUCCCUCAGGUUCUUCAGCCCCAGCCCCAGUUCCUAUUCCUUUAACCUGAGCACGUGGGAGGAGAGGACCCCAUCCUCCUGCCCAUUCAUCUGCUCAAAUCCUCCCUCUUUCUCUCAGGCAGGGCUUGCAGGUCCAGAUGGCCUCAAUGUCACCAUCCUCCGCAUGGCCCCAUGUGCUGGAUGGUCCUGACACCAGACAAGACCUCUGUAGCCAAAAGAGCCACUUGAGCCCUACGUACAUUCACAUGCACACAUGGAAGAAUGUCUACCAGCUGGGCUGCAGGCCCCCACCCCCACCUUCUGGUGCAUCCUUAUUUUCAUCCCCUUUUCAGGGCUUUGGGUUCCCUCCCAAUUGCCAUAUCCCAUCCUAUCUAGCUAUCUAGUCCUCUUCCCUAGUCCCAGCCCCCUAUGAUGACCUCUGUCAAGAACUUGGGAACAGGCCGGCAGUGGGAGGUAAGACUGUAUCAUUCUCCUCUUCUCCCUUAAUGGGUAGCCCUUACGCAUCAACCUCCCCCCUCCCCCCAUGCCCUUGGUCACUCUCAAGAGUGACAGAGGCAGAGUUCUAGGCAUGUCCCUCACAUACACGUGCUUACAUUUCCACUCACAUGCACCUUAUGAGCCUCCUCUUGCUGCCUCAGACCUGUCUAUCAGGUUUGGUCCAUGGACAUUUCAAAGAGAGAGCCCUCUCUGGUGUAGCUGUCCUUGCAGACACUUCCCUAGGACGGGCAACCCACACUGCACUCAAUGAGCCAGCCUCCCUUUUGGGGACCAAGCAUUUGCUACCCCUAGAUCAGAGCAGGAGGAAGAUCUGAUAACUCACCUGGCACAUGAAGCCCGUUCUUGGAACUAUGCAAAGGGCAGAGGCUGGGAGUUUGGAUGCUUGGCUCCACCCCUGUCCUACCUCACCGGGGCACUUUUAGGGUCCAGUGGCCUCUGAAGUCUCCAGGCCCAAAUGGGACAAUCAAAUCCUGACUGAGCUCCCCCAUUCCUUUGGGUGAGGAUGACUGUUAUUUUUGUAGCUGAGAACGUGGGAUCCCACGGAUUUUUACUGCCCUUCACCCUUCCUCUCCCACCUCUCCCCCACAAUGAAUGUAUUUAUUGUGAGAUGGUUAUACUCUUUAGGAAUGCCGCCAAUCCCCUCCCCCCCUCCCCCCACUCCAGGUGGGUGGAACGGACAUGUGACAGUGGGGAGCCUAGACUCCGCUCCUCCACCCUGUUGGUUAAUAAAUACCCUUUUCCCCAUGAC
Myotis lucifugus (little brown bat) is the source of this 4185-nucleotide messenger RNA. It is a transcript of the gene SEMA4G, whose product is annotated as semaphorin 4G. Gene Ontology annotation, molecular function: semaphorin receptor binding; chemorepellent activity. Gene Ontology annotation, biological process: negative regulation of axon extension involved in axon guidance; negative chemotaxis; semaphorin-plexin signaling pathway. NCBI's taxonomy places the organism in Eukaryota, Metazoa, Chordata, Mammalia, Chiroptera, Vespertilionidae. The record is from RefSeq and is a predicted model, not a curated record.